CGCCACGCGUAGAUUAUAGGAAGUAGUUUGAAUUUACACCAAGUAAACACAACAGGGACCAAUGCUGCUCAGUGUCCAGCGACAUUUCAAAGAAUGGGCGUGAAGGGUCUACAGUACUUCAUGGACCGCUGCUGUCCAGAAGCCUGUGUGACAGUGAACCUGAGAGAGAUGGCCAGACAGCAGCAGGCCUCCGCAACCGCACCUCACACCAGCAACCCCACACUUGUUGUGGAUGGUAUGGCUUGCUUGCGCCACUGGUAUUCAUGCAAGGACUGGGCAUGUGGGGGCCAGUGGAGGGAGUACUUGGAUAUCCUAAAGAGAUGGGUUGAGGCAUUUACGUCUGCAGGCAUCCGACUGGUCUUUUUCUUUGAUGGAGUAGUGGAGGAGCAGAAGAGGCAAGAGUGGGUGAAGAGGAGACGCAGAGUGAACGGGGAGAUUUCAAAGAUAUUUUGUCACAUAAAAGAGCAUGGAGAUCAGCCGGGUAGAGAGCUUUUUUGUCUGCCCUCAGGAUUGGCGACAUUCACACCCUUUGCUCUCCGGUCAUUAGGUCAGGAAGUGUUUUGCUCAGUGCGGGAAGCAGACUAUGAGAUUGCCAGCUAUGCUCGCCAACAUGGCUGCAUGGGUAUUCUGGGAGAGGAUUCAGACUUCAUCAUAUAUGACAGUGCCCCUUAUUUGUCUGUGGCAAAGCUGCGGAUAAACAGCCUCACCACUGUCAUGUACGACCGACAGAGGCUCUGCCAAACCAUUGGACUGGCUGUUACCCAGCUACCACUGCUGGCCUGUCUCCUGGGUAAUGAUGUGGUGUCAGAGGAGAAGAUGCGUGAUGUCAGGAACAAUGCGAUGGCAGCUUACAGAAAAAACAGUCCUGCACCACAUUAUGGUGCUCCGCAGGGGCAGGUGGUGCUAGCAGUGUCCCAGCUUGUGAGCUCUCUGUGGAGUACAGAGGACGAGGAAGCUGAACUGGUCCCACAGUCUCUGAAUCUCUCGACUCCUCGUAGAGAGCUACUGAAGAAAGGCGUUUGCUUAUACACACUACCUGGACAGAAACGUCCCGAGCUCUGUGAAAUCUCCUCACUUCCUUCUGCUUUUGAAAAAUAUGUUAGCCCAGAAAUCCUAAAGGCAUGUAGAGAGAAGCAUGUAGCAGCAGAGGGUUUCAUGGUUUACACUGUCUUGUGUGUGGGUGUCACUGAGUGUAGCAACACUCUGGAGGAUGAGGAGGACACCGAGUUAGUGCCUCAGGCCCUCGUCUACAAGCCCUGCAGACAACUCAUCUAUGGUCUCCUCCUUCUGCUUGGUCACAAUGGAAGGAUUGAGGACCCUCCAGCAAUCAGGGAAUGGUUUGUCUUCCCCGGAAACCCUUUGAAGGAACCUGAUAUAGUCCACCCUCUCCCAGUCAGCCUGCCAUGUGAUCAACCCAGUCUGGACUUGUUAUGGCUUAGCACGGGUCCUGACGUGGCUGCUCUUCGCCUGACAGCCUUCCUUACAAUUUUUGGCUGUCCUGAGUUUUCGGAGCUGCAUGGAGUUAUUGAAGACUUUCUCCUGGCUGCUCUCUGCCUGGUCACAUAUUUAGUCCUACAGGUACAAACUUUAUCUCUAGAAGACGUGGAUUCCUACCUGAGUCAAGCUGUGUGUCUGAGACUGAAAUCCUCUCAGGAGCUUCAACAGAUCGAGCUGCCUUUGUUUUCGAGUCGUGCGGUGCAGUUGGGAUCUCUGUACGUCCGAGGGCUGAGCCACCUGCUGGGUGCUAACUGUGCCAGCGGCUGCCCGCUGCCCAGCGCUGCUCUAAUGCCCUGGCACAGCUUCGAUGGACGGCUGUUCCACUCAAAGUACCUGCUGGCACACAGCGGCACAGAGAAAACUGAGCUGCUGGACCACGAUUCGUCCAGCCUGUCUCUGUUCCUCCAGUUAAGGGAGAAACUUACAGAAACUUGCAACAAGAGAGGCAGAGUCCUGCAGUCCAGACCCAACGCACCACAGUCACGUCCUAAAACCACAAUACAAACCGGAUACAGAGACAGACACUCGGGACCUUUUGGUACAACGUUUCCCUGUAAACAUGUUGCAUAAUUUGUCUGAAGCAUAAAAAAUUAUCUGAAUAUGCGUUCUGCAUGUUCAGAUGAUGAUGAUGGUUUAAGUUGCUUUGUCUCUUUUUGUGCUGGUCUGUGGUAUUAGUAUUUCUUAACACUUUAGCUUUAUUUGUCAGCUUCCCAAACACUUAGUCUGCUCUGAAAGCGAUAAUUGAAGAGUUAAAAUCAAACGGAAACGCGCACUUGGCCUUGUUUUGUGCUGUUAUAUCACAGCAGAAUACAAACUGUAGAAAGUACACUGAUGUUGGUAGCGCUGGCUCACAGAACAGCUGAUGUGGUGUGCACAUUUAAACGCGAGUGGUUCCAAAAUAUUUAUUAUGACAAUGAUGAUUUAGUAGAUUUAACAGAUGAAUGCAUGCAUGAUUUUCUCAACACAUUCAAAUAAGAACAAAAAGAAUUACAAUUAAGGACCAAACCAAGUCACAGUGCUAUCAUGCUACUGAAAGGACUGAAGAGAUUAGAAUGUCAAUUUACGUCACUAAUGCAUCCACCAUCAUAGGAUUUCUAUUUAUUUAAAGUUAAUACAGAGCUCUCGUAUAACUACUAUACAUUUAAGUCAGGAAAUAUCUAUUUACAUUGCAUGGCAAUCAGAUUUAAUGUUAAACAGUCUUCUUAACUUACAGGUUCUUUGUUCUCAGUCUUUUGGUUAGGAGGUUUAAGGCCUACCAGGCCAAAGGGGUGGAGUUGUGCUAUGUGCUGGUGUAGAGAAGUUGAUUUUAACACAAAUGGAGCUUACUGUGCCUUUCCUUGUUUGUGCAUCAAACAUGGGCUUCUACUGUCAACGUACGCAUAAGUAAUGCCCCUGGCCUGACAGCUCAUUAUAAAAGAGAGCAGAUAUCCUCAAUAUGAUCAUCUCAUCUCUGGAUGUGAGCACAAAAGCACUUUUACAUCUGCUGUUUAAACCUUGUGUUAAUGAGGGGCAGCCAGUCAGAAGAGAGUUAGGUUAAAGGUAGAAGCGCUAAAGUGGUUUCAGGGAGAGCUGAGAAGCUACGCUGAGAUACAGUACAAAAUAAUUUAAGGCUGUUGCUUCUGUAGACAGUCCUGGGAUAGAAAUGUGGGGAAAUAAAUUAUUGUAAUAAGUCGUCGACUUUUUUUGCCCUUACCAUUCACUUUGUGUGUGUUGUUUUCGUGCUGUAUAAUUUUGCUCCCAUUUGAUCCAUGACUCUUUGGAAAAAGAUGUUUGAUCUAAAGACCAUCCUAAAUGAGGAUCAGAAAGAGAAAACCCUUCUGACUGAAUAUUAUAGUGUUUCUGGUGUGCUCUGGUAACCUCGUGGUUCAGAUGCAUACCAUUUAACCAUAAUGUCCUCUGUGCUAUGCUGGGGACCUUUGUUGCACAUCAGACCAAUUUUCUUUUCAUGUGUUUCCCGUAUCUGCGUCUACUCUGGAAACAAAACAAAAAAGAAAAGAAAAGAAAGAAGCCCCAAAAAGAGAUGCCACGAUGUCUCUAUUAUUUUUUACGCUUCAGUUGUUUUUAUAUUUUAAGCUAAUCACUGUCCAAAAGUAUCGAGUGCUGAAGAGGCCCCUAGUGAUCCGAUGGGUGCAAUCUGUCUGCGAGCUCACAUGAAAAACUAAUAAAAAAUCCUCCUGGAGCUGAACAGAGAAGCAUCAUUUUAAUCUGACAGUUGAUCUGCGGUUGUAGUUCUUUGGGGCCCUCAUGGAACCACAUUACCCAGAGGGCCAUGCUGUAAUGAGCUCCAUGUGUGCUGCGGCCUCAUCACAUACCGCCGUGCUCAUUUGCACGCGCACACACACACACGCUUGGAUCCGAGACUUGCUUUGUCAGUGCACUAGUAAUAGUGGGUUUCUGUUUAUAGGCUGGGAGAGCUCUAUUUUAAGACUCACAACAACUGAUUACAGACUCCUCUCGUCUGUCUCUCCCCUCUUUCUGCUCCCCUUCCCCUCGGUUGUUCCCCUCUGUUUUACUUUUUCUAUUCAUCAUCUUAACUUCUAUCAGUGGGGUAGUUUUCUUCCAGCUUCCAGACUCUUCAAAACCCUUUGCUGUUUCUUGAACCUUUUCACACGCCUCCUGUUUUGUCAUGAAGGAGCAUUAAUGCAUCGUUAUAUGACGGUCUUGACUGCAGUGUGCAGGCUGUAGGCCAACUUCACCUCUUGCCUGGAGUUUGCAGACCCCAUCACAAAAGCCGACUUAGCGGGAGCUUAUGAAAUAUGAACCCGCAGUUUCUCUUCAACCCUGUGACUUAUAAACCUUUUGCGACCGUUGCGCUGAAUGCCAUGUUGGCACAGAUCCUCCAGUUUGCGCCGAACUGUCUGCUUUCUGCCCAAGUCAACCCUUGUGGGUCUCAUGAGGAUGUUUCUGGUUUUAUAGAUGGAAGGCUAUACACUCUUUAUACCUCAGUGUUUCAUUUCUGCCAGACACAGACACUGAUCAUUACUACAGAGCUGUGGGGAAAUGAGUGUGUGUGUGUGUGUCCGCAGAGAGAGUAUGCAUGUGCGUGAGAGUAGCGGUGGCGCUAUGUGGUAUCGUUGAGGACCCGGGUUUGGUUUUUGUUUGAAUCAGGCCUGAUGUUUAGUCUCCUCAGCAAAUAUCUCCUCAGCCCGCCUGCCCUCCCAAUUACACUCCGCCAGUGAAUCCAGUGUAGCUCCUCUUCCACGUCUCUCCAGCUUAUAUCUGUUCAAAAAGACAAGAUGUAAUUGUAAACAACCUUAUUUUCAUGCAUUCUUAUCAGAGCUGCACAUAUUUGCAAUAAAAUAUUUACCCUAACCUCUAAUGUUUCCCUUCUUUAGCUCCUCCUUUUUUCUGCAAGACAUACAACACCUUUAAAAAGAUUGUGGUCCUUGUGGCCUCACUGACACAUUACUCUCGUGCUCAUGGCAUGUGUUACAUACUCUUUUUCUGCACCUUCACAUUCAGGCACUGGAUGGAUGUGAAGAUGGCGGUCUGAUUUAGCCAAAUGCACCGCUCCCGUUUGGUAAACUCUAAAGUUGGACUUGAUGUUUUAUUUUGAGCACUUUGUAAUUGGCAUAAAACGUUCCACAUCUGUCAGAGUUUCUUAAGUGUAUGGCAAGUCCCAGGCUUCUGUAAAUCCAACAAUAGAUUUUAGUGGCAGCUGAACACACCCAGAGAAACUGUUCCUGCCAGCAGAUCAAUUUCAUAAUCAGUCGUGCAGCAAUAAAAAGCUGCUCUGGGGAUGUUUUGUUAUUUGUAAGGAAAGCAAACUCUCAGUGCGAUGAAAGUAUUCUGUCCUAUCAUAAUUCGGCUGUCGACACAGUUAAUGCAAACUUGAUGAUUGCGUGCGUCCUGUCUGAAAUUGUUAAUUUUUGCUGUUUUGUGGGCUGUUGUCACAUAAUUGUGGGAAGACUUGAAAGGCAAGAUGGAUAUCUAUGUAUGUUUGAGAGAGGACGAGACGAAUGUUGAUACAGUUUGAACUGAUUAACAUUUACAUUUAAGACUGCUGAUUUCCAUUAUUAGUCAAAGUUAUUAUCAUUUACUGGUUUCAGUAAAGUCCUAUCACAGACUCUAAAUAAACUCUUAUUAAAACACAGAAUGUAUAUGAAAGAUCGUCGUCUCUGGAUCUGAAAAAAAAAGAAGCCGUUCCCAAGGAGCUCCUCUUCUCAGUCUAAUUGUUUAGAAGUCUACAAGUAAAUGGCCCUCCUCCUCAUGACACUUUCCUCAUGGGUUUAUGGUCUCAAUAAACUCUUUUAAAGUAUUUUUAGUACAACAUGAUGUUUCUUUUGUGGUCCCAUUUAUUUAUAUGUUUUAUUUGAGAGUUUUUCUUUCUCUUUUAUGUGAUAGAACAGUGGAGAUUAGACAGGAAAACUGGGAGAGGGGGAAGACAUGCAGUCAGACUCAAAACCUUUUGGCUGCUUUCAGCCUUGCGGUACAUGCUCACCUGCUCCACCAGGUGAGUUAAG
Neolamprologus brichardi is the source of this 5960-nucleotide messenger RNA. The record is from RefSeq and is a predicted model, not a curated record. NCBI's taxonomy places the organism in Eukaryota, Metazoa, Chordata, Actinopteri, Cichliformes, Cichlidae.